AUGGCGGCCACAGGGGGUGGGCCAUCGUCGGCAUUCAAGUCGCCAACGUUUGAUGAUAAUGUUGAGAUCAAGGUUGACGACGAUAUUGGCGCCGCAAGCAUAAGCCCAGCAGGUCGCGACGUGGUGCUCGCCAGCAAAAGUGGCCUCCGCAUCAUCGAUCUGGACAACAUCUGGUCUCUGCCCCUGUUUAUCCCGAACCAGUCUUCAUGGGACGUCGCAGAUGUACAAUGGUCCCCUUUUGCAGCACGCGCCGAGUGGAUCGCGUCGACGCGAAAUCAGCUUGCGCUUGUAUACAAUCUCUCCAUGCCUUACAACAACAACAAAGCACCCAUCGAAUACACCUUACGCGCACAUGAUAGGGCUAUAACAGACAUCAACUUUUCCGCACACCAUCCUGACCUCCUGGCAACUUGUGGCGUAGACAGCUUCGUCUUCGUACAUGAUCUUCGCAGCAGGCAAGCGCCAUUGAAGCUUGCCGACUACACAGCAGGAGCUACCCAAGUCAAAUGGAACCGCCAGAACGACAAGAUCAUUGCAAGUGCUCACGACAAAUACCUUCAUAUCUGGGAUACUCGUCACGGAGCGAACCCUCUUUCUACCAUCACCGCUCACACCACGAAGAUCUACGGCAUCGAUUGGAAUCGCAAUGACGCAAAUAAAAUUAUGACCUGUUCCCUCGACGCAACUAUCAAGUUUUGGAACAAUGUAGGCUUAAAAGACAACAUCACUGUCCCUCGCCGCGUCAUCCGCACUCAUUACCCUGUAUGGCGAGCGCGACACACGCCGUUUCCGCACGGUAUCCUCGCCAUGCCCCAACGCGGCAAUUCCUGUCUCUGGUUAUACAAGCACAUUAAUGAUAGCGACCCCUCGACUUUCACCAACAGUCACGCAAAUGUCUUCCAGCAGCACGAACCUGAUGCCCAAGUUCGCGAAUUCCUCUGGCGUACACGUGGCUCCACCGAUGACGGAUUCGAUAACCGCGAUUUUCAGCUAGUUUCUUGGGGUACUGACAGACGUCUCGUACUUCACAAGCUACCUUCUGAGGAUCUGGAGAAAUGGGUCGGCCACCGCAAAGGUGAUCCACUCGUGGACAAGCCCAGUACGACACGGAAAGGUGCUACGUACGUUUCCUAUCGGGAUGGGCCUAUACCUACCACUACUGCGACCACUCAGGAUGAAUUUGGCCCCCCUCGUGCUCAGCGCAAAGGUAACCUGUCAACUCUCUUACAGAACUACUCGCUCAACGAAGAGACUUAUACCCCGCGCUUCCAUGGCCAAACGCUUCCUCAGAUACAUCCUGAGACAGUUCCCCGAGAGACUAUGACUGCUCGGCCGAUUCGGCGCAAUGAUCCGCGCGUCGUUAACCACAUGAAAUGGAUCAACGGCGUCAAAUUUGGAGGUGAUCGCCACAACAAUGUCGACGAUCAAGCUCGGCCCAAUCAUUAUGAUCGCACUGAGAAGCAGCCAUUCCAAGAGCAGAACGACCUUGGUGCCGAGAUUUCUUAUGUAGGCAACAAAUACAAGAAGCUUGCUUUUGAAGAAAUCGAUGUUCCGGGACGCCGCAUCAAAGUUUCUUUCAACGGACCCUGGGGUGAUUGGGAUACCGCCACAAAUGAGCCUAAGCUUGUAUUCCUUCGGUUCACCAUCAAAUUCCCGGUCUCAUACCCCAAGGCCGUCGAAAAGCAACAAUCAGGUACCAUUGUUGGUAGGGCACCAACCCCACUGGACAUCGAAUCCGAGAGAACGACAGCGGCGAUCAGCAAGGACAACCAAGAGGAACUGAUCAACAACAUGCAUCGCAUUGCUGAAACCUGCGCAGAUCAACAGCGAGAGGCGCUGGAGGCAGUACUCUCGUAUGCGUUGGGUGAACGAGCACUAGACGAUAGCCUGGACCUGGCCGAAGAUGAUGACCCAUUAGGAGACCUUGGACCACUACCCGGAGAGAGCUCCAGCGAUGAUGAGGAUCACGAGGGCGAGUUCACUGAUGAUGUGAUGCAAUCAUCUCAUACUAAUGCUAAUAUCCCUCUGCCAAUACAGUGUACGGCGCGAUUCUCGGUAGAUGGAUCCCUUGUAGUCGCAAAGAUACCGACCACAAAGUCAAUGCCUGGCUCAGAAACAUUCAGGUUCCAAAUUACCAGGAGUCUUCGACAAGGUGUACUGAAGAAUGACAUCUUUGACUCGUUCGGCCGUUUCACUUCUCGACGUCCCGAGGCUUCCGACGGCGGAUCAUCGCCAACCUCAUCGGUCGGGUCGUGGGAAACAUCUUCCACCCCAUCAUCGUCAUCCGGUACCGAUCAUGCAGGGAAUGCGCACAUAGGAAAUUUUCAACCGCCACUGGCUUGGCAGAAGUCUGCAUCCCGAUUUCAGUCGCGGAACUCAUUACCAUCUUCGACCGGCGUAGGAAAGCAGGCAGUCAAGGCUAGAUCCACAGUGUCCAUACUCUUUUCGGCUACAGAGGAUCUAGUUCCCAGUAAGCGUGAGUUGGCAGAGGAAUACCGAAUAUUUGGACCUGGACCACUCAUAUGCGAGCACAACUCUGAGGUCGCUCGAAAGUACGGUUACGAUGACUUAGCUGAUAUUUGGAUCCUUUGCAAACUGAUUUUGAGUAACGAAGUGCCAUUGGAGAUCUUACCUCAGAAGUACCGGAGAGAUCAAGUCCUUGUGCUUGCCCGGAGAGCUCUUGUGAGGAUCAAACGCAAGGACAGUGGACUAGAUCUUCAGUUCGACGAGGCAGACACAGUGAAAAACCCUAGGCUUAGGGCACGUGUAAAAUGGGGCCACCACAUUGUUGUUACAUGGCUGAUACCUUCGCUCUUUGACCAUUUCGAACGUCUAGCAGAUACACAGAUGCUUGCUAUGCUGUCGUGUAUCUUCGCGGAACCUGCUGCUCGUGAAGGUGUGACCUCAGCAAUGGCUAAAUUGCGGCAGUCCCAGCUUCCUAUGUCCAUGGAGGCACCGGCCUUCUCCCUAGACUAUUUCUCCUCUGUGGACGCUGCGUGGAGUUUGUUCAAGCCUACGAUUUCUGUGCCGUCUACACCGUCACAUUCACGCUUUGCGACACCAGCCAACGGGUUUGCAUGGCAAAGAUUGGCAAAGAAUCUCGACACAUAUGGAAGUCAUGGAAGUUCCAAUGGUCCAUGGGGCAGCGAUCAUGUCAGCUCUGAUCCCGUCACACCAUACUCUACCGGUAACACCCCACCUGUCUUGUCCAGGGCGUCCACGACGAGAACUGCGCACACGACUAAUCACACACCAUACGGAACGUCGCCCGAGCAGAGCCAUACAGCCCACAAGAAAAGUUCAACAGCAAAUUUCGCAAGUGCCGUUGCUGCAUUGUCACGUCCCUUUGCAAACGCAAUCUCCUCUUCACCGCCAGUGAGAUCACGGAUGGAUGAUCUUUCCACGUCAGCACCCACCAGUGCUGUCACCUGGGGAACAACCACGUUCUAUGGUAGUGACUCCCACGACCAGAGCAACAUGUCAAGCUCACGUUCAAAACACGGCAAGCGAGCCAGUUUCGGACAAUCUGAACAAGUCAACGUCAACUACAUCGACGAUUCCGAUUCCGAAUAUGAGAGAGUCGAUGACGAUGGGGCUUACAUCACAACGGGUACAAGAGAGAAUACCGUGCCUGGCCCGCCUCGAGACGGCACAAGUACCAAAGGAUCCAUCAAAGUCACGCUCAAGAAUCAAGACCAGUUCGACGAUGAAGCAUGCUUCAGUCGUCCGCUAUUAGACACAAGCAAAGACUGGCUGCAUCGGGCAUGGCGUGAACAGUAUGCUGAGAUGCUCAGCCGUUGGGGCCUGGUCAGUGUACGCGCCGAAGUAUUGAAAUUCAACGGCCUCGUAUCGUACUUCCCAACUGAAACUCCUCGUGCCGUCCAAAAACAUGGCUCGGUGUCUCUCGCCCUCAAGCAGUCCGCAGAUGAAGACGGUGACGAGAAAGCGAUGAAGCACUUGUCGCAAGCCUCAUCUACGCUGGUGCCUCCAACUCCCACCACGACGCAAAUGAAGCGCUCACCUGGUCCAUCACCACGCCACUUCUCUUUCAACCCAGAAGCAAUGGAAUUUCAACCUGGAACAUUUGCCAACGGCCUACCGGAAGAGUUUGUACCGAACCCUGAUGCAUUUAUUCCUGCCGAGCAGUAUCUUCGUCUUUCGAUACCUGUUCCAACUCCGACAAGGGAGUUAGAUGAGAGUGUUGCCGGUCUUGGCACAUCACCUGGUCAAAGUAGACUGCAGCCACCUUCCAGUCGAGCGAGCAGGCCGAGCCUAUCGCGAGGCACAUCAAACGUCUCCGCCGGUUCAUCAUGGCGGGAUGGCCGUGAUGGCCGCUCGCGCACGAACCUCACCACUGCAUCUGCAAAAUAUACUAAAUCAGAACCUGUGUACAGCUGCAGCAUCUGCUGGAUCCGAGUUUCAGGUCUCUUCCACCUCUGCCCUUCAUGUGGACACGUCGCGCAUAUGGACUGCAUGGACGAUGAGAUUGGUAUGGACGACGGCGAAUGCGUAGUUGGUUGCGGGUGCGGUUGUGGCCUUGAGGAUGACGAUGAGCGCAGCAGAAUGGAGGCUUACAUUGAAGGAGUGCGCGCCGCGAAUGCUGCAGGUAUCGCAUGGGAAGAGGGCAGUGAGUGGUUGCCUAGUGGAACCACGACUCCUGCCCUGUAUGCUGAGAGUGCAUAUGGAGACUUCAUGACGGGCGGUGUCAGCAAAAUGGCAGGCACCGGCGAAGAGAAAAGGAAGGAGAGGUUAGGUGGACGCAGUAACGUCGUCAGCCCUACGCCCACGAAGACAAAAAAGAAGGGGAAGAAGAAAGUUAGGGCUUCGGGGUUGAGCUACUACUGA
This is a messenger RNA of Alternaria postmessia, 4845 nucleotides long. RefSeq lists its product as uncharacterized. The record is from RefSeq and is a predicted model, not a curated record. The transcript has a single exon. NCBI's taxonomy places the organism in Eukaryota, Fungi, Ascomycota, Dothideomycetes, Pleosporales, Pleosporaceae. Gene Ontology annotation, molecular function: protein binding. The coding region runs from base 1 to 4845 and encodes 1614 amino acids.